CAUCAUUUUUCACAGUACAAAGGUCCGAGGUGUACGUGAAUGCAUCACUCAGUGACUCUGAGCGAAGCAGACGCUUGAUCUCGGUACUGCGUCAACUAACAACAAAUACUGUAGGUCAGUAUGGAGACCGUCCCAGCCGCGGCAGCAGCAGCAGCAGCAGCGCCUGACCCCCCAGCGCGCACCUUCUCUCAGGUGGCCUUCACGGACAUCCCGUACUCAUACCCGCCUUCCAAGCCCAUCAUCUGCCGCUUUACCCUCAACUCUGACUUCCAGUCAAAUACCAGGGACUGGGUGGGGAUCUUCAAGGUGGGGUGGAGCUCAACCAGGGAUUACCACACAUUUGUGUGGGUGGAGGUGAAUCAUGAUGCUCAGGGGCAAGAGAUAAGACAAGCUGCGUUUAAAGAAUACUACCUGCCCAAAGACGAGACCGAGUUCUACCAGUUCUGCUACGUUGACAACGCCGGGCAGGUGCGAGGAGCCAGCACUGCUUUCUGUUUCCGAAGCCCGUCAGAGCAAAACAUGGAGAGCACCACGGAUGACGACAUGCUGGUCAUCACGACGCAGGAGCAAGUUGAACAGAGUCAACGUGAGAAAGCUGAGCUGCAGAAACAGCUGGAUCUGAUGAGAGCAGAAAACCAAACCUUAAAGAGUUCUCUGCAGAGCGAUGCCGGCAGAUUCAAGGAGGGGAAUGAGCAAAGGGAGGCAGAGAACGCCAAGCUGCUGAAAGAGAUGGAUCAGCUGAAGGAGCACAACGAGAGACUCAAGCACACGCUGCAGCAGCAGAUGAAGGAGAACGACCGUUUAAAGGAGGAGAUGAUGAUCCAGAUGACCAAGCAGAUGGAAAUACAGAGACAAGACUCUACGGAGCAGGAAAAGCAGAGCGCCAGCUUAACGUCGUCAAGAAGUAGUGAGGAGAGAUAUAAUCGAGCUGUGAUGAAGAUCAAUCAGCUGAAAGAAGAGCGCGAGGAGCUGAAAGGGAAGCUUGAGUCACAAAGCGACGAGAUUGCCAAGCUGAAAGGCAAACUCAGAGAAACAGAGCGGGAGUUGUCGAAAACAUCGGACAGCAUCCAGCUUCUGCAGGUUGAUCUGCAGAGCACCAACAAAGAGAAGGAAAGACUCUCCGUGGAGCUGCAAAAGCUGCAAGGCCUCAAAGUCGACGCGGACGAACUGAAAAGGGAGAACCAGGAGUUGUGUAGGAGGCUUUCACAACAAGGCUCACUGCCGACGUCUCCACAGACGGAGCUCAGGGGGGAGGUUCAAAGUCUCUCCAGGCAGCUGCAGGACGCCCAGGUGAAGCUGGCGGCAGAGAAGGAGGAGACAAGGACCGCCAGGAGGCAAGCGGAGUACUUAGAAAAGGAGAUGCACGAUGUCAAGGAGCAGCUGAAGAAUUUGGCCAGAGGCUCUGAGAUGGAGGAGCGCAGAAGCGGCAAAUACGAGAUGCAACUCAGGGAGCUUAAUGCCCUGUUGGCAGAUAAGGACAUCGCCCUUGAAGCCAAGGAACAAGAGAUUAUGCUGAUCAACCGAGAGAGAGACGAGCUCACCAGAGAGAACCAGGAACUCAAAGGUGACAUUGAGAGGCUUCGCUCAGUUUACACAAACACCGCUCCACCGGCAGCCGACGAGCCGUCGUACUUGCAGCCAGACAUCGUAGCAGGCGGUGACGCUGCAGCCAGCCGCGACCAGCAGGACAGACCGGCUCAGCCCCAAAACAUAUACGAGACCAUAGAUAGCUUGCUAGUAUCACAAGAUGAGCCGUUGUUGGUGUGUCACCACUGCCAGGAGAGCUUCCCCGGCAUAACCCAGCAGGAGCUGGAGCAGCACGAGCAGAGUCACCGAGUGUGUCCAUUCUGCACGAUGAUCUGCGACAACAUGGAGCAGGCCGUGUUUGAAGAUCACGUCUACAGCCACGAGCUGUGAGAGCCGCGCCACGGGUGUGGUGGGAACCGAUCGUAGUGGUGGGAAACUGACUUUUUAUUUUAGUCGCCAUGGCUUAGAUUCUCAAGAUCUGCAAAAAUAACAAGCUAUUGCAUCUAUACAUGGAAGGGAUACAAAUGUCUCAUAUAUAAUCUCCAUAAAUAUAUGGAAUAGAGGAAUGCAUUACCAAUCAUAAAUGCAUGACACUAGCAAGACACAAGCAAGAAUUGUCAGAUUUAAAGGUAGUUUGGUCCACAUGCAGGACAGAAAUUUACAUUAUUGGACUAACUUUGGCCUGUUGGAUGCUUCAGCAAGUGCCUUAUAUUGGUACUAUUGCUCUUUGGUGCCUGUUCUAGAUUCCAGAACAGGCUAGAUGAUUCUGGCUAGAUGACUGUUUUACAAAUCUAUGGCUGGUCUUUGUAAAUGCUUAACUGUUUUUGUCAAUAAGUGUUUGUAUGUUGUUUCUUUUAAUUUAGCGUUUUCAGUCAUCCAUAUUUCACAUAUACGGGCUAAAACCAAGAGCAAAUUGGUUUUGAAUGCAGGAUGGGGGUGGAUUAUUAUUAUUAUUAUUUUGUUCCUGGGAAUUGAAAUUUAAUAUCUGAAAAAAAUGAUAUAAUUUACUCUGCUGUAUUUUUUGAACUCACUGAGAACUGAGGCUCGGUUUAUAUCUUUUUGUUUUUAAUGUUCUCUUUAUUUAGUUCUUUUUUUUUUUUUCAAAAUAUUGAAGUAAAUUUGCCAACAAUGCACCACAGGCAGUAAGGUAAAAGUCUGUCGCUGCAAUGAAAAAACAUUACCGGUUCUAACCAAUUAAAUGGUCACUGUAUUUAAUUCUGUUUUUCUGCUUAUCUUGUUGUCACAUCAAGCCUUUAUCGACGAAUUUGACUGUAAAUGUUUGAAGCACGUAAAAAAAAAAGUAAAGAAAAUCAGCUGGCAGUGUUCUCAUGUACAAAUUUUAGAGCAUCCAUUAAAUUUAAAAUUAAUUGCCAAGUCAAUUAGUUUAUUGUGCGGAAAGGUAUGCCCUCUUUUGUUCUGGUGUUCACAGAAUAAUGACAAUAGCAGGGUAGCUUUUUCAGGCAAUCUGUUUGGAAAGCCUGUUUACAUUCAGCCUGACAGUGAUGUCGUAGAUUUCUAGCAGCAGUUUACGACAGGCAUUAUUUUAAGUCCUUCUUUAGCUUCAACACCAUGAUUUUCUGGGUCUUUGCCACAUUUUCAGACAGUUGAUAGUGUUUUUCUUAAACAUGCGGGGUUCCCCUCCUUUUAUUUAUUAUCUAACUGUUCCCAGUAGCUCAGAUUAUAAUAAGAUAAGUUACCAUAACUAUGCAGAUGACACACCACCCUCCAAUACAAUGUCAUUAAAAACCUAUUCAAGCGCUGGGUAAAUAUAGAAGAAAUUAAAGUGAGGAUGUGCCAACAUUAUUUUCAGCUGCAUAAAAACAAAACCAAAGUAAUAAUUAUGUUAGGACCAAAAGAGGAGCGAUCAAGAGUCAACACACAGCUUCAGCUACUGAUCAGGCCUGAAAUCUGGCUGUAGUGAUGGACUCAGACCUAAACCUUCAGAGGCAUCUAAAGACAAUUACAAACCCGACCUUCUAUCACCCGAAGAACAUUCCCUGGAUUAAAGGACUAAUGUCUCAGCAGGAUCUGGAAAAACUCUUCCUGUCGUUUAUCUUUAGUCGAAUUGGUCACUGCAAAAGUCUCUUCCCAGGUCUGCCUAAAAAGCCAAUCAGACAACUGUAGCUGACCCAGAACCACAUCCCCAGAAUCAGAACCAAACCUGGAGAAGUAGCAUUCAGUUCUCUUGCCCCACUAAUCUGGAGCAAACUUCCAGAAGACGGUAAAACUGCUGAAACCCUGAGUUUCUGCAAAACCCAUUUCUGUAGCGCUGCCUUUUACUGUACUAUUAAACAUAAUUUCAGGCUGUAGUCCAACUUUCCGUUAUUAUGCAACUGUAAUGCGUGUCAUCAUAUAAAGCACUUUCAAUGCCUUUUUGCAUCUUGCGUUGCCUAAAGAUGUUGGAGGAACCUUCUUGUAUGCAGCUGACAGGCUGUGCACAGCUAUAGGUGGGGGUGGGGCAGCACUGCAUUCCUCUGUCCAUCCAGAUAAAAAACAAAACAGUUAUGCCAACAUUAAGGGAACUUUAAGCCGAUGGAUUGGUGUGAAAAUGAGUCGAGUUGAAAGCUAAGCUUUUGAAACCCCUGGUUUACCUUGAUGCUGACCUUUGUUUCUGGUGUGGAGCACCAGAAAUGUAAAGAGAAUUUGGCCCAAUUUACUUUGUUUUGUCUUAAUCAUCAUUUAAACUUAUCUUUAAGCACUAAACUGGGAUUGUUAUUCAUCAGUGGAGCCAUAACAACCAAAAGUGCUUCUGUUUGAGCUCUGUAUAUAUAUAUAUAUAUAUAUAUAUGGUUAAAAACAACUAAAUGUAACCAAGUUUUAAGUGGAAAAACCUGAGGGACUCUUUGGGGGGAAAGUUACAGCCUAGCAUUACAAAAUAGCUGUUUAUGCAACAUGUAGAGUUUAUUUUAAGCAAAGCUUUGGAUUUCUGACAUCAUAAAGGACCUCCUGGUCUACCAUACUAAGAUCGGCGUAUAUUUAAUAUUACCUGGUGAAUUUUAAGAGUAUCCUGGGUGAGAAAAUGGGUGUUUGAUCAGUUCAUGUGAUUCUCUGCAAAUACUGUCAGUGGGUUGUGCCGCAUAAUAAAAGCUCAUACAACA
Molecule: messenger RNA, 4625 nt
Organism: Fundulus heteroclitus (mummichog)
Lineage: Eukaryota; Metazoa; Chordata; Actinopteri; Cyprinodontiformes; Fundulidae
Gene: calcoco2
Product: calcium binding and coiled-coil domain 2
Exons: 15
Coding region: 121-1917 (598 amino acids)
Source: RefSeq, a predicted model, not a curated record